AAACAAAAAUAGAUGAAAGGUCACCUCAACAUCCCUCCCUCCCUACGAUUUGCAGCCGCUCCCAUAUCCCUUCAGUCCUCACCAUCUGCCACAGCCAGUGGCCGCUGCUGCCACUUCCACCUUUCAAGGAGCAGGUGGCGUAACUGGAUUUUGAAGUUUUUGAACUUGACUAUUGAAUGACUGCUCGGAUUUCCGUCUCUAUAUAAACCGCCCUCCGCUCUCUCUCACUCACACGUAUUUCUCGCGCUCGGGUCAAUCACUUCACCACAAAUUUCGCACGCAGAUAUUUUCUUCUUCUUCGCUCGAAGCUUCGCAGAGGUACUUGGCUAUGAUUCAAAAUGGAUGCGCCAUGCCUGCUGGGUGUAGUUCUGUGAAUUCCAGAGUAUGUAAGCCAUCAAAUACUAGUGGUUUUGUCUUGUCAUGCAUUCCUCGUUUUCAAACUGGGGCGGCUUCUCCAUGCAUCAGUUCAUGGAGAGCUCAUCAGGACGCUAUGCCACUUCUGCACCAUUGUACCGUAUCGAGCCCAUUUUUAAGCGGGGAUCAAGGUAGCUUGUUACGUACAAUCCCCUUGUUGCCAAGCCGAUGCAAAACUCGUAUGGCCCCUCGAGCAUCCAAGGAUGUCCCAUACAGUUUUCGGUUCCCUCCAAUGACUAAGAAGCCAAAGUGGUGGUGGAGAACAUUAGCAUGCCUCCCCUAUUUAAUGCCCCUACAUGAGACAUGGAUGUAUGCUGAGACAGCCUAUCAUCUACACCCUUUCCUGGAAGACUUUGAAUUCCUUACUUACCCAUUCCUGGGGGCCAUUGGGAGGUUGCCCAGCUGGUUCUUAAUGGCAUACUUUUUUGUUGCGUAUCUUGGAAUAGUGAGGAGAAAGGAAUGGCCACAUUUCUUCAGAUUUCAUGUGGUGAUGGGCAUGUUGUUGGAGAUUGCCUUGCAGGUCAUAGGGACUGUGAGCCGAUGGAUGCCACUUGCUAUCUACUGGGGUAAAGUAGGGAUGCACUUCUGGACAGCCGUUGCAUUUGCUUACCUAUUUACGGUGUUGGAAUCCAUACGUUGUGCUCUUGCUGGCAUGUAUGCAGAUAUCCCCUUCGUUUGUGAUGCUGCAUAUAUUCAAAUUCCGUAUGACUAAUACGUGAAGGAGAAAGUAUAAGAGAAAGAAGGAUUUGCUUUGCUUGCCUUCCUUCCCAUCUGUUUGGAUUUUGUUGUAUGAGAUGAUAACUUGUUAGCCGGAAUAGUUUUCUUUUGUGUAAAUGUUCUAAUUGGGAUCAGUUGGGUUUGUGUUGUAGCAGAAUGCUCAUUCGGGUGUUUGCUUAUUCCAUUGUUAAUCAGAUUCAGAAUUAGUGUUUUGUUA
Molecule: messenger RNA, 1348 nt
Organism: Prunus avium (sweet cherry)
Lineage: Eukaryota; Viridiplantae; Streptophyta; Magnoliopsida; Rosales; Rosaceae
Product: protein TIC 20-I, chloroplastic
Source: RefSeq, a predicted model, not a curated record